CAAAUAUUCGACAAACAGAAAUAAGUAUGGAGUAUUUGGUUCCGAGCGAAAAAAAGGUACCAUGUAAACAUCAGGGUGCAGUAGCCACUAAAUAUCAUGUUGAGUCUCUAAAUUUUUUCUCAUCUUUAAUGCCUAAUGAUCGUGCUCGCUUUGCAUAUAUUGCAUGUG
Messenger RNA from Racocetra persica, 168 nucleotides. NCBI's taxonomy places the organism in Eukaryota, Fungi, Glomeromycota, Glomeromycetes, Diversisporales, Gigasporaceae. The record is from the annotation of a GenBank genome assembly.